AUGGCCGAGGGCGGCGGGGGCGCGCGGAGGAGGGCGCCGGCGCUGCUCGAGGCGGCCCGCGCGCGCUACGAGAGCCUGCACAUCUCGGACGACGUGUUCGGCGAGUCGGGCCCGGACAGCGGCGGGAACCCCUUCUACAGCACGUCUGCCGCCUCGCGCUCCUCCUCGGCCGCCUCCUCGGACGACGAACACGAGCGCCCCGGCCCCCCGCCGCCGCCCGGCGCCCCGGACGCGCAGGAGCCGGAGGAGGACGAGGCCGGCGCGGGCUGGAGUGCGACGCUGCUGGACCGCCCGUCCCCGCGCUUCGAGGACACCGGCGGUCCAACCCGAAAGAUGCCCCCCGGCGCCAGCGCCAUGGACUUCUUCCAGCUCUUCGUCCCGGACAACGUGCUCAAGAACAUGGUGGUGCAGACGAACAUGUACGCCAAGAAGUUCCAGGAGCGCUUCGGCAGCGACGGCGCCUGGGCCGAGGUGACGCUGACAGAGAUGAAGGCGUUCCUGGGCUACAUGAUCUCCACCAGCAUCUCCCACUGCGAGUCGGUCCUCAGCAUUUGGAGUGGCGGCUUCUACAGCAACCGGAGCCUCGCCCUCGUCAUGAGCCAGGCCCGCUUCGAGAAGAUCCUCAAGUACUUCCACGUGGUGGCCUUCCGCUCCAGCCAGACCACGCACGGCCUCUACAAGGUCCAGCCCUUCCUCGACUCCCUGCAGAACGGCUUCGACUCUGCCUUCAGGCCUUCCCAAACCCAGGUGCUACACGAACCCCUGAUUGACGAGGACCCUGUGUUCAUCGCCACGUGCACGGAGCGGGAACUCCGAAAGAGGAAAAAGCGGAAAUUCAGCCUCUGGGUCAGGCAGUGUUCCUCCACUGGCUUCAUUAUCCAGAUUUACGUCCACCUGAAGGAAGGCGGGGGCCCCGAUGGGCUGGACGCACUGAAGAAUAAGCCCCAGCUGCACAGCAUGGUGGCCCGAAGUCUGUGCCGGAACGCGGCAGGCAAGAACUACAUCAUCUUCACGGGGCCCAGCAUCACCAGCCUGACCUUGUUUGAGGAGCUGGAAAAGCAAGACAUUUACUGCUGUGGCCUGCUCAGCUCCAGGAAGAGUGACUGCACCGGCCUGCCCCUGUCUAUGCUGACGAGCCCGGCCACCCCCCCAGCCCGGGGCCAGCACCGCAUCAAGAUGAAGGGGAACAUGUCUCUGAUCUGCUGGUACAACAAAGGGCACUUCCGCUUCCUGACCAAUGCCUACUCGCCGGUGCAGCAAGGAGUGAUCAUCAAGAGGAAGAGUGGGGAGAUCCCCUGCCCCUUGGCCGUGGAGGCGUUUGCUGCCCACCUUAGCUACAUCUGCAAGUACGAUGACAAGUACAGCAAGUAUUUCAUUUCUCAUAAACCGAACAAGACCUGGCAGCAGGUGUUCUGGUUCGCCAUCAGCAUCGCCAUCAACAACGCCUACAUCCUCUACAAGAUGUCCGACGCCUACCACGUGAAGAGGUACAGCCGGGCGCAGUUCGGCGAGAGACUGGUGCGGGAGCUGCUGGGCCUGGAGGAGGCCUCGCCAGCCCACUGAUGAGGCCGCGGCCGG
Molecule: messenger RNA, 1578 nt
Organism: Neomonachus schauinslandi (Hawaiian monk seal)
Lineage: Eukaryota; Metazoa; Chordata; Mammalia; Carnivora; Phocidae
Gene: PGBD5
Product: piggyBac transposable element derived 5
Exons: 7
Coding region: 1-1563 (520 amino acids)
Biological process (GO): non-replicative DNA transposition
Cellular component (GO): nucleus
Molecular function (GO): transposase activity
Source: RefSeq, a predicted model, not a curated record